ACAUUUUAAUGUGUACAUGGGAGAAAAUUCAUUGUUAGCCUAGCUGCAGCCUAUUUAUCUGUUUUGUUUUAAGUUUAAUGUCAUUCUAACAGUAUAUUCGUACCAUGGCGGAAGAUUCAGAAACUGGAAGAAAGCUGCGAGCUAAAGAGCGUAAAAAGUACAGUGACCAGGAAAUUGAUGAAGAUGACAUUGAUGGCAGGAGGAUGUACAGUGUUGAGGAAAAACUCACCUGUGAAAGUUUCAAUGCAGACAUGGUUCAUGAGCUCAAAGGUCCAGAGUUCACAAUGGAAUGGCUGCAAAAGAAUGGCCUCGUACGUCCAAUUGUUUUCUUAGAUAAGACAGGUUUAGGCUUGAGAGUGCCAAGUGAAAAUUUUAAAGUCAGUGACGUUAAGCGAUGUGUUGGCAGUCGACGCAUUUUGGAUGUGAUGGAUGUGAAUACCCAGAAGGCUUUAGAAAUGUCCAUGAAAGACUGGGUAAAGUACUAUGAGUGCGCGGAAAGGGACCGUUUGCUGAAUGUCAUCAGUUUAGAGUUUUGUCACACACGCCUGGAGAAUUAUGUUGAUUCACCAACUUUAGUUCGACAAGUUGAUUGGGUGGAUAGGGCAUGGCCUAGGCAUUUAAAAGAAUGUCAAACAGAAUCUACAAAUGUAAUUGAAAAAAUGAAAUAUCCCAAAGUGCAAAAAUACUGCCUUAUGAGUGUUGCUGGAUGCUAUACUGACUUCCACAUAGACUUUGGAGGGACAUCUGUCUGGUAUCACAUUCUACAUGGAGAAAAGAUAUUUUGGCUGGCUCCACCAUCCCAGAAAAAUAUUGACAAAUACACGGAGUGGACUCUGUCAGCUAAACAAGGCGAUUCAUUUUUAGGUGAUUCGUUGGAGCAGUGUCAGAGAAUCCAACUUCGCGCUGGAAACACCUUUAUUAUACCUUCAGGAUGGAUUCAUGCUGUGUACACACCAAAAGAUUCAUUAGUAUUUGGUGGGAACUUUUUACACAGCUUCAAUAUUGAGAACCAGCUUCUGGUAUCACAUGUAGAAGACAAGACUCAUGUUCCUCCCAAGUUCAGAUAUCCAUUUUUUUCUGAGAUUAUGUGGUAUGUUGUGGAUAGAUAUCUGAGCUGCCUCACAGGUCGCACCUACCUUUCAUCCUCUGAGAAAGAAGAAUUUGAUGAAGAUGACCAAGGACUGAUUCAGGUGGAUGAUGACUCCAGACCACCCUCCCGAAAUCCUGAUUCUAGGCCACCAUCUCGAGCGAUGGACGAUAGCAUGGACACCAAACAGAUAAAAUCAGAGAGCGGAGAGGACACGCCCAAGUUGUCUAAAAGCGUCACCAUAGAGUUGACAAGGAUAGAUCAGGCGCUGAGACGUUCUCAAAGUGAAGAUGAGAACCAGCCACCAUCCACCAAACCCAGGGCUCGCAAGGCAGUGUCUGAUUCCAACAGCUCUUGGGAAGGUGGUGGAGGAAACAGGAAGUGGAUUCAUCUGACAAGCACAGAGUUGAAAGGCCUGAAGCAGUUGGUGGAUUAUUUGUCUGGGUUGAUGAACCUGCCUCCAAACAAACGGGGUGUGCCUAGAGAGAUGUUGGACCCUGAAGCUGUCUUGCGGGAGAUUAGACAAGUUCUGGAAGAGCACAAGAAUGAUGAUCAAGAGUUGGCAAUCACUGGAGAGCCUGUCAUUGGGUGGCCAGAAUCAGCAAAGAAAAAGCAACAGAAAUUGAAACUUGGGUAUAAAACAUUUAAGACAGCCAAAACGGCAAAGGGAUCUUCUAGCUCCUCUUCAAUCAGGAGACGUAGGACUAGGUGUAAGAAGUGUGAGGCCUGUACUAGGGAAGAGUGUGGCGAAUGUACUUUCUGUAAGGACAUGAAAAAAUUUGGAGGGCCUGGCCGUAUGAAGCAGACAUGUAUCAGUCGACAGUGUAUGGCUCCCAUACUGCCCAGUUCUUCUGUGUGUAUGAUUUGCAACCAAGAAGGGAAAGCUAAUCCUGAUGAUCUUGAUGACAUUUCUUAUGCCCUUAUGGAGUGUGGUAUUUGUUGGGAGAUUGUCCAUCCAUCUUGUCUGCAGAAAAAGUAUGAAAACUUGGACAAUGAAGGUGUAGUGAAUGAAGAUUUACCCAAUAGUUGGGAGUGUUCAAAAUGUUGCAAUGAAGGCAAGCAAGGACAGCUGAAGCCUCGUGUGAGACCUGGGAUUUCAGCCAAGAAAAUUAAACUAGAGGAGCACAGAUUUUCAGCAGACAGUGAUGGAACGCCAGAGGAAGAGCCCAUUUCCCCUAUCAGUCCCGUGGAGGGGAAGAGAGUAGUUUCUAAAGAAGGGGGAGGUCCAAAAAACUGGCUCAGUGGUGAGGUACCAUUCGUUAAAACUGAGCCAGGAGCUCCAAAAUGGCCCUCACCUCCAAAGAAAGUAUUUUCGGACGUUAAAAUAAAAGUAGAGGAUGGUGCACCAUCACCCCAAUCCACAGUGCUGUCCCCACUUGCAAGGGAAGACAGCCAGAAGAAAAAACCUAAUGUACAAAAAGAUCAAAAGAGGCUGAUAAAAAAAGAAAAGAUAACAUCUCCAGAUUCACCAUCAAAUCAGGAGGGUGGAACUAAACAUUCACGGAAACGUGUCACAACUCCAGGCAGCAGCGGAGACAAGAAUUCAGAUGCAGGAGGCAAGAGGCCCAAACGAGAGGGUCCUUUGUGUGUGGCGGGUGAUGGGCCCAUGGGCAACCCAGCGAGAGACAACCAGCAUAAAGCUCUGGAUGACCUUCACAGCACCCCUGUGUCCAAGAAACCAAAGGUCAAGUUUAGCCACAACCAGGCUGAAGGUGAAUCUGGUCCAUUCAGUUUAGAAAGCGCUGCCUCGUCAUUUUCACUUCCAUUUUCAUCUCCUACCUCAUCACAGACAUCAUUUCCUCCUGGUGUUAUGGCCCUUGUAGCAUCCUCAUCCCCUUCUCUAACUGGGGGUGCAUCUUCAGCCAACACACCCCAGACAAGUGACCCCACACCUGUCGUUAAAGAGGAAGGAAAACAAAUCUGCAGCACUCUUGAAAACAACGGAAGUCCAACGCCUGGCCCGUGCCCUGAUAAACUGCGCUGGGGGACGGAUUACGCCCCUAAAGUUCCUUUAAAAAACUAUGUUGUUCGCCCCGCCCCUCCAUCGAAUAUUCCAGAAUUUGUGCCCAUGUCAGACGGCAGCCCUCAUCCCCUCUCACACACACUCUGGACCCUGAUAUUCCGCUACCUUCCCCAGUCAGAUCUAGUCACUUUGUCUGCUGUCUGCAGGACUUUUGACUGCUGGGCACUGGAUCCAUCUCUAUGGUACCAAAUCAACCUUUCCCGCAAAAGUAUUAAACAAGUACAUCUCAAAGGUACAAUGCUUCGGCAACCUCGUUCCCUCAAGCUGGCCUCAUCUGUUAUUUCGUACGCGCAGUUGUCCUGGCUCAUUGCCAGGUUGCCUGGUUUGCGUCACCUUGACCUGUCCAACCUUUCGUGGGCUUCAAUCUGUGCCCUGUGCUCGUCCGACUGCCCGCUGCUUCGGUCGCUCAACCUGAGCUGGGCUACAGGCAUCAGGGACCUGUGCUUCAGGGAACUGGCCUCGCCGCCAGUCAACCUCAAGCCUGGCCAGCGCAACAUCUCUCGCCUCUCUCGUCUUGAGAGACUCAGCCUUACCGGCACGGACAUCAACGAUCAAAGCCUUGAAGUCAUCGCCACUCACCUGCCUAAGCUGAUGGCGCUGGAUCUUACCUGCUGCAUGCGAGUCACAGACCGCGGCAUCCGUGCUCUAGUGCAGCUGGGCGGCCCUUGUCAUCUGCGGGAAAUUCGAUUGGUCAAGUGUGUACAGUUAACUGAACGCUGCCUGGACUCUCUGGCCAUGUGCAGGGAGCUGAGCUAUCUGGCUUUGACGGACAUCCCAGCCAUCACACAGGAGGACUGCAUCAGGUUUUCUAGAAACUACAAACACCGCAUUCUUCGAGCACAUGCUCAAGGGAUCAUCAGCAUUUAAAUUAGGCUGAUGCGAUGACUCUUGAUUUCUGGAGACAAUUAUCUAAAAUUUAUCUUCUGUAAUUAAAAAAAAAAUUUGUUUAUUGAUUACAAGACUUGCAAAUCUACAAGACAAUCUCAUAUAAUUUUCUCACUUUUGCAGAAGAAAUCUUUAAUACCUCAGGAGUUAUAAAUAUAUCACAUGUACAGUUGAAAUUCUUUAAACUUUAUGUAAAAUUGAAAUGAUUUAACCUGCUUUGUUUUGUUGGAUUAAUUGCCCAUGUUUUUUAAUGUUCAUUGAGGUCAACAACCUUAAUCAAUGCAUGUGCUGACUAGUUCACUGCAUAGCUUGCAUUACAAGGUUCUUCAUUAAAUCUUUUUUUUUUUUGUAGUCAAAUUCAGAUGAUUUAUUGUAUAUAUAAUUUUUUUUUUAAUUAAAAAAAAUCAUUAUAUCAACAAAUUACUACACUUGUAAGAACAAAUCAUUAGCUAAAACCAUGUUCCCACAAAGUUUGGUAAAUGGGAAAUAAGAGGGAAUUUUAAUUAAAAUGAAAUUUCACUUUCAGGAAAGUUCAGAACUCAAAAUUGUUUUAGUCUGUAAAAGUUUUCUGAUAGUCCAGUUUUAAAACGAUGAUAAAAAUGGAUGCAAAAUAAAAUGUAAAGUUUCCUUAUUGUUGAAUGCUUUUGUCACAUCGCUGUGCUUAACCAUGCGUCUAUUUUUAAAUACAAAGCCACAUUGGGUGUGCCAGAACAAAUGUUUAUUACAAGUAGCUUGUGCAUAUGUUUGGUGUUAGUCCUUUCAUUUUUAUAAAAAAAAAAAUUCUAUUAUUAUGCUGACUAGGCUUGCUCUUGAACACAUUCACAAUAUCAAAAUUGAAUCAAUGUUUAAAGGUGCUAUUAUCUAAUAGGAGUAAUAAACAUUUUUUUUUUUUAGAAUCUAACUAGUUACUUUCAUCAGUUUGAAUGCACACCCCCCAACCCCCAUGGGAACCAUGAGUUUGAUACAAUGAUUUUUAUUUUAACAUUUUAUUACAAUUUGAUUUUGAGUAUACACAAUUUAUUUUUUGAGGUAGUUUUAUUAAAAGAAAAGCACAAAGAUCCCUCCUUCAGGACUAAGCAUUAUGUCAAAUAACAUACUGGUAUGAUCUCAUGGUCUUGUAUAGUGUAAAUAAACAUUGAAUAAGAGAAGCAGGAUUUGUUGCAUUAAUCAAUUUAGUUUUUUUGAAAGAAUAAUAUAAGAUAUUUUCAAAUUAUUGCAUAGGCUUUUCUGUUUUGGGGAUUAACUAGCAAUCAAGAAAACUGCUAUGUUUUCUUUUAAAUCAAUGUUUUUCAAAUAUACGUGAAUAUCGUUAAAAGAUUUUGGAUAUUAAGAAUGAAGAGAAAAAAAAAGGUUAACAUUAAAAAGCCACAAAAAAUAAACACAUAGCUUCAGAGGGCAUAUUGGUUUUUUAAAAGUUUAAUUUUGUGUUUUCAACAUUUGUGUUAAAAUCUUUGUAAUAGUGAAAGCUACUUGCUGCAUUGCUUACAGAGUUUCUUCCAGGCAUCUAACGCCCCCCCCCCCUCUGAAAAUAUCAAUGCCCCCCCUCCCCCGAGAAAAAAGUCUGGAAGAAACACUGCUUGCUUAGUGAUUAUUUUAGCAAAAAGUGCUUACUUGAAUGAAUAUCUAUUUUUUUUUGUUUUACUCUAAUCAUAUUAGUUCAUCCCUUUACACUGUAUGUAUACAUUAAUUUAUAUUUUUUCUUAAUCUAUACAUAGUCAUAUGCAGUAGUUUGCAAUAAAAUAUGCACUUCGUUUAUUUUGAUUGGAAAUUGUUUUACUUGUAAUUAUUACCUAAUAACAUUGAAUAGUUUAUUAAAAUCAAUUAAUCCUCACAUUUUGUGCUAAAGUAAAUUUGUUAAUUUGUUUAUUUUAAAAUUAAUUAAUAUAUUAAUUAGUAAAGAGGUGAAUAUUUUCAGUUGAUUUCCCUGAUAAGAUUUUAAAAUGUUCACACUAAAAACAUUCACCUAAUCAUAUAAUUUUCUUCUUGGAGCCAUUCAGUCUCACCCAUUUUAUUUUGGUACAUUUCUAUGUCAUAUUUUUAAUACAAAGG
Messenger RNA from Physella acuta, 6044 nucleotides. RefSeq names its product lysine-specific demethylase 2A. NCBI's taxonomy places the organism in Eukaryota, Metazoa, Mollusca, Gastropoda, Physidae. The record is from RefSeq and is a predicted model, not a curated record. Gene Ontology annotation, molecular function: zinc ion binding; DNA binding; protein binding.